Molecule: messenger RNA, 3481 nt
Organism: Saccostrea echinata
Lineage: Eukaryota; Metazoa; Mollusca; Bivalvia; Ostreida; Ostreidae
Exons: 17
Coding region: 74-2347 (757 amino acids)
Cellular component (GO): plasma membrane
Molecular function (GO): zinc ion binding; carbonate dehydratase activity
Source: RefSeq, a predicted model, not a curated record
UUUGAUUCAGCAUUGUAAAUGCAAGUUGUCAAAUUUAGCCCACAUUUAGUCUAAGUUUGCCCUUCAACAAGCAAUGUCUGUCGUGUUAGCGAUUUUAUCUCUCUACCUCACCUGGGCAGAUGCUGCGGGGUCUCAUUGGGGUUACACAGGAUUAAGUGGUCCCCAGCAUUGGCACAAGCUGUUUGACAAUGCCUGUUCAGGAUUAAGUCAGUCCCCCAUCAACAUCCAGAGAGAGAAGGCAAUCUACGACCCUUCCCUCAAUGACUUUGCUAUCUGGCAUGACCCCCCUCAACCAGGCUCAUAUUUUGAUGUCACCAACAAUGGACAUACAAUCCAAGUUGAUACAGUGGGUCCAUUCUAUGUGACAAAUGGUGGUCUCCCGGCUACCUACAACACUGUGCAGUUCCACUUCCACUGGGGCCACAAAAAUGACCAUGGGUCAGAACACAAGAUUGAUGGCCAUGCCAGCCCAUUGGAGCUCCAUGUAGUGAGUUAUAAUUCUGAUACAUAUGACAUGAUCACAGAAGCCAUGGUUCAGCCGGAGGGUCUAGCAGUCUUAGGAGUGAUGUAUGAGAUUGUAGAUGAGGACAAUCCCGCAUUGGAACCGAUCAUUAAUGCGAUGAACACCGUCAGAGACCCAGGAGCAAAGGUCAAGGCCCGCAUCGAUGCCCAGCCCAUCAGAAACUUCCUCCCCGAGGAUACGUCCCGCUAUUUCCGUUACAAUGGGUCCCUGACCACACCUGGAUGUUUUGAGAGUGUUAUCUGGACUGUGUUUGAUAAGAGACAGACCAUUUCCCACCGUCAGAUGAGAAUGUUCCGCACUCUUCUCCAACAUAAGAAAAGACAAGAAAGGAAGAAGAGAAGCACUAAAGGACGACGGGAACUGGCUGCUGAGGAGGUCCUCGAGGAGGUGGGAAUCAAAGGAAAGGUCCUCGAGGAGCUGUCACUAGGGUUACAGAUGGAGAAGAGACAGAGGGAACAGGCCAAAAAACAGGAGGGCACAAUUAUCAAGGAAUACCAAAUGACACACAAUAUGAGUGCAGACGAAUCUGUGAAACUGGAAGACAUUCCCACGGCUUUCAUCCAGGAGGCUCUGUAUGAUAAUUACCGACCUGUACAGCCACUGAACAGCAGAACUGUGUACUCCUCAUUCAAGAUAGAGCCCAAAAAAGGUCCCUCAAAAAAGAUUCACUGGGGUUACACUGGCAAGAAAGGUCCAUCAAACUGGCACACUCUGUUUGAAAACUCCUGUUUGGGAUCACACCAGUCCCCUAUAAAUAUCGAGAGAGAGAAGACAAUCUUCAACCCAGACAUUAAUAACUUUAUUUUCUGGUACGACCCACCUGCUCCUGGAGCCGAGUUCUAUGUCCUCAAUAAUGGCCAUACAGUACAAGUCAACACUAUUGGCCCCUACUAUGUAGCCAAUGGUGGUUUGUCUUCAGUGUACAGUACUGCCCAGUUCCACUUCCACUGGGGAUCAGAAGAUGGCUUUGGAUCAGAACACCAGAUAGAUGGACAUACCUUCCCACUAGAACUCCACAUAGUAAACUAUGACUCAGUGACUUACGCUUCCAUUGGUCAAGCCAUGACAGAGGCAGGAGGCCUUGCUGUACUUGGAGUACUCUUCAGGAUAGGAGAGAAGGAUAAUGAAGCCUUAGAACCAAUCAUACAAGCAAUGAAGGUGGUCCGAGAUCCAGAGGACCAUGCAAAGGUCAAGAUUGAAGCUCAGCCAAUCAAAAAUUUCCUACCUGAGAACACCUCUAAAUUCUACAGGUACAAUGGAUCCCUGACCACUCCAGGUUGCUUUGAGAGUGUCAUCUGGACGGUAUUUGAGGACAAACUGACCCUCUCAGCCAGACAGAUGGCAGAAUUCCGUCAACUUUUCCAACACCGAAAGAUGAAGGGUGAAAAGAAGAAACGGGAUGUGUCUGGUACAGAUAGAGAGGCCGCGGAGGACAUUAUGGUUGAGGCUGGUAUUAUUGGGGAUGUUAAGGAAGAACUAAAAAUGAUUGAAGCUCUUCAGAAAAAGAAGCACAUCCGCAUUCCAAAAAUGAUGCAAGAUGAAGGCUACGAGACCCAGAAUGAGACGCAAAGUAAGCCAGUUGAAAGUGUUCAAGAAAUCACGAUAGAAAUUAUACAGGAACAACUGGUGGACAACUACCGACCUGUCCAACCAGUGAAUGACAGGCUGGUAUAUCGUACAUUUUCAUUUGAGCCCAGACGAGAAGUGCGAUAUGUUGUACGAUCUGAUACACAGGGCAGUUUUGCUGCAUCAUCUGUACCAUCCUUUAUUGUCAUUUUUACAUGCUUUUUAUUUUCUGUGUUUUUAUGUAGAUAUAAACUCUAAGAUAACUCUUUUAUUAUGAUAGUUAGGAUAGCAGAGUUUUAAAUCGAGAUGACUUUAAAUAGAGAACGUUUUUAAAUUUUAUUUUGUUUAUACUUUCUUUUUUUUUUGUAUGUAUAAUAGAUAACAAACUGUUCAAAUCCAAUAAAGAGUUUUAAAUGCAAAUUACUCUUAAAAGUUCCUCUAUAAAAAAAAUUUUAAAAAAAAGAAUAAUUUUGAAUUCAAAGUAUUUUUUUCUUUAUUAAUUCAUAAACUUGCUGGUUUGAUUUUUCAUAUUUUAUUUGGCAACAUCAGGAUUUCUUUUUAAAAGACAGACAUUCCAUGAUUUUUACAUAGACCUGGAGCAAGGUCUAUCAUUAUAAAGUAAAAUUAUAAAGACCCUAGUCAUUUUGUCAUCAGUUAAGCAGCUACUAGCUUCAUCAUCAUCUAGAAAACUGUGUGUUUGCAGACCAUUUUAUGUUUUACAUAAGGAUAAUCAUUUUUUCCAAACUUAUGAGAUAAAUUCAUAUAAGAACUGGGGGGUUCAUACUCCUGUUAAGCCAGGAGGAAGAGGCAAUUUUCUGUUGGGAGCAUGCAAUGUACCUGGUUUGAUGACAGGAUAUUGAACAGCAAAUGGAGCAAUAUAUAAUUCUAAUUUAGCGUUAAAUCUAGUAUGGAAUUGACAUGCACCACAUAAACCAAUGACACAUGCUUUUAUGCCUAUAAUAAGCACCUCAUUAACUUAUACAGAGAAGUAAUUAAGUUAAGAGGAGUUGAAUGAUCUUGGCUGACCAAUGAUCACCAUUCUUUAUAUUGGACAUUGACUUGGGAUAUAAUUUAUGUAUAUAUAUGAGAUUGCUUCCUUACAUUGUCCGUAAAGAACUUGUUUUCCAUUCUAAAUACGUAGAAAAUGAGUUAAGCCAAAGGCAUGAUUUUCAAUUAAAAGUUUGAAUUUUUUGUGGAAUAGAAUGUUUGUGUGAUGUGUGUGUGUGUGUGUGAUUUUAUCUUUUAUAAAUGUACAAAGCAAGAGUAUCGCCAUUCAUGCUUCAUGUUCCAAAGAAAUGUUAUUGCACAAUUUUGUAUUAUAUUUAGUAAUGUUUUCACCAUCCUAGUCUGUUUUCUUUUUCUUUUUGUUCAAUAAAUUAUUCAGGAAGACUG